Molecule: messenger RNA, 879 nt
Organism: Pochonia chlamydosporia 170
Lineage: Eukaryota; Fungi; Ascomycota; Sordariomycetes; Hypocreales; Clavicipitaceae
Exons: 2
Coding region: 1-879 (292 amino acids)
Source: RefSeq, a predicted model, not a curated record
AUGGCACAGAAACGUCGAAGUAGACAUACCAAGAAGCAAAAGGAGACUGCCCGAAAACGUGGCCCAAGCUACCUGCGCAAGGGAGUGGAAUUGGGACAGAAGGCUAACAUCAUUGCCGGCGGCUUUUACGAAGAGCCAACGCACCAACGUUGGUGCCUCAGCUGUCACAUCCCGGAAGGCCGCGAUCUUCCAGAUUUGCAGGCUAUUUUCAAUAAUCAGGUUCAAGUGCAACAGGUGCCCUAUGACUUGCGAUCGGGCAAGCGUGGCACCACAAUCAUCAUUUCAGGAGCUUCAAGCGCUAGCACCAAGAAGGGUAUUGUUGAUUCCCUUUCACAGCUAGACAUCGGUGAAGAAAAUACGUCUUCAAGAUCGACUCCCUCCCUCGUGAGUGACGAGUUAGAUAUGGCGAUUGAUCGAUCUUUGAAUGAGGAUGAGAUGGGUCAUACCUCUGACUGGGACUUGGUUGAAGCUUUUGACGAUAUCCCUGGAACUGAUGGCACCAACCAUUGCAUUGCGGAUGGCGCCGAUAGCCUCUCUGAGCAGGAGAGAAACGAUCAGCCUGCACCAAUGACCCCCACGUCGUCCUUCCAUGUUACCGAGCUGAUCAAUGGCUACGAUGGCGAAGAGCUCAUUAUUCAUGAGGAGGAUUUUGUGAAUUGGUCUGGCUCGGAAACGCCAAUUCUCUCUCAGGAUAACGAUCAUCCGCUCUCUUUCCAACGAGACACUACAGUCUCGUACAAAUUGACGAGCUCAGUGCGCGUUGCAAAUGACCCAAAGGGAGUUGACAAAAAUCACCAUAAGCUUCGUGUAUUAGCGGCAGCUGCAGCACUAGCUGCAGCAAGGCGACGAGUUGCAAAUUUAAUUUUGGAGGAUUGGUAG